This is a messenger RNA of Symbiodinium pilosum, 1551 nucleotides long. NCBI's taxonomy places the organism in Eukaryota, Dinophyceae, Suessiales, Symbiodiniaceae. The record is from the annotation of a GenBank genome assembly.
AUGCCACCCCGAAACGGGAAGCCUCGCGAGAGGGGUACAGUCGUUGCCUGGAAGACAGCGGACUAUGGCUUUGUGAAGCGAGAGGGACGUCACAACGAUGAUAUCCAGCUCCACGUCGCAAACGCGAAGGGCGAGCGUUUCAAGGACUACAUUCGGCGUCAUGGCGUCGCACCCGGCGUGCGGGUGAAAUUUGACGUCGACUUCGAGGAGAACAGAGGCAGGCCCUACGCCGCCAAUUGGGAGCUCGUAGAUCCGCCCAAGUUCUCCCAAAGCCCGAGCCGAAGCCGUGGCCGACGGAAGUCGCCCAGCACUCGAAGGCGACGGUCUCCCAGUGUCCGGAAACGGCGUCGCUCCCCGAGCGUGAAAAGACCGCGCUCCUCACCGCAACUUGGAACUGGCAGUUGUAUAAAGUCUCGAAGUCUUUUAAUUAAGACGAGGUGCACGCCGCAGAUGGAAGCAGUGCUGAGCCCACCAUUCCAAGCAACGUUUCGCCAUUUGAGUGGCGGGGCAAAGCGCGCCAAAGAGGCUUUCCUGCUCCAAACCGCACUAUGCCUCAAAAGCGGCAGCCAGAAAAACUACUGGGACCAGCCUGACCUGGGCGAGCUUGCUGGCAAGCUUCGCAGGUCCUUCUUCUAUGUCGAAGGCUACGGGGAGCUGAUGGACGACUGGCUUCAGAGCCGCGUCAAGCAGCUCAACGAGGACUUUCUUCAGCGCGCUGCGAACAUGCUUGGCACUGGCCUGCCUGCAGUGUUGGCACGGCUUCGCCAGAUCUUCAGGCCAGGGCGCUGGAUGUUUCUCUGCGAUCCGCGUUUGGAGAGCGACUUGAUCAACGUGUUCCACGAGGACACUUUUCCGCGGCACGUGCUCACACACUCCACAAUAACGCAAGUGCUGGAGAGAGUCACUGCGCUGGGUGGAGACGAUUUCCACGUCUACAACGACAUCGUGCGGUCACCACCGCUGCAAGCUCCCCUGUCCAGUGGUCCCAUGGACCUCAUUGAGUCUGCUCUGAUGGAGGUUUUGCGUCGGCUUCCAGGCUUUCCCCCACUGGUGCGGUUGCCUCCUGGACCUGGCCUCUACCGCUUUGGACGUGUGGAAGUCCUCUUCCAGUUGGCUGGUACAGACCUGGCCGCGCGAGUCCUCUCCUCUCCAAGCGGUGUGCUGCCGGAAGUACUCAGAGCCUUGGACUUCUUUGUGCAGUUCGGUCCACAAGAGUUCCCCAAAGCUGCAGCUGAAGCUGUCCAGAGCUCCGACUCCAUGCAUCUGUGUCCCACCACUGGCAUUCAGGAUGUCGGAGCACCCGCGGCCAGUCCAGGGCUUGUGCGGCCACCCAUGAGCUUUGGUGUGCCUCCUGCGCCGAUGCCUACAAUGCCGGCAAUGCCUGUCCCACCCCAUCCAGGGCUGGCUGUUGGCUUGGGUCUGCCAGGGCCGCCACCAUUGCCAGCACCACCUGCACCUUUGGCCCCUGGAAUUUCUGGGUUACCACCAGCCCCAGCGCCGAUGAUCCCCUUCGUGCGCCCCAAGUUUGGGCUUGACGAUGACGAGAUCUAG